AUGGAUGUUGUAGGAUCGGUGUUACUAUUGCUUAAGUUGAGCACGGCCGUGGGGGUCAAGGUGUACAUGUUUAAAGAACAGCUACAGUGUAGGGACACCGUGUCAGACUACCGACGUCUUCAUGUUUGGAAAGGCCUGGAAAUAUUGCAUUGUUUGAGAACAUGCUUAGAUGGUCAGUUCUGUUUGUCUGCGUACUUUGAACGUGAGAAUGUGACGUGUAUUACGAAUGGGUUUGCACUUCCUGAUGGAGAAAGCACUGAUGUCACGACGUAUGCCCCUGGAUUCAGUCUAUUCACGCUGACAGGCAAUGUGGUCAACUACCCAUCCACAUGUUCUGAAGUUAAGACUCAGCUGAACGUGACCUCCGACGGGGAGUAUUGGCUGUACCCUAGGUCCUCCACCAUGUACAACAACAGAGCCAGAGUCUACUGCCGCGGCAUGAACACCACCACUCCGACCGAGUACGUGUCCCUAGCCACUGUCAAUGUCGGUGUAUACCCACGCAAACAGAACCGAUGGUGCAGAGGGGAAAGCAAUAGUGUUACAGGAGCUGGGAGACCUGGAAUAACACGAUUCUACAAAAUCCGUAUUAGACCAGAGCUUGUAACAGUAAUAACAAAUGCCAGGGGUGUUCAGAGUAAAGCUAUCCAGCUUCAGGAAGUGGCAGAGAGAUGUCGUUUCAUUGUGACGCCAUAG
Haliotis rufescens (red abalone) is the source of this 696-nucleotide messenger RNA. RefSeq lists its product as uncharacterized. The transcript is spliced from 3 exons. The record is from RefSeq and is a predicted model, not a curated record. Gene Ontology annotation, molecular function: metalloendopeptidase activity; zinc ion binding. Lineage: Eukaryota; Metazoa; Mollusca; Gastropoda; Lepetellida; Haliotidae. Bases 1 to 696 code for a protein of 231 amino acids.